UUUUAAAAUUGCAAUUUUUUCAGCAAAAAUUAUGCACAAACUAAAUUGUCACUUUUGAACUGCUACUUACUGAACGCUGUCACAUAGUCGAUUUAACCGGGAUUACACUGUAGAAUACAAAUCACUUAAAUAGUAAUUUUACUAUUUCACUGAGCUCAUUUUCUUAAUAGGUUAUUUUGCAUCGAAAAGCAGAGGAAACAAGUAUCUUUGUAAUAAUUCAUUCUUUCGUAGAAAUUAGUAUACGAUCUUUUUAGAUGCAGUUCUAUUGCCCUUCUAAUAAAACAUGUGCCACUGGCACGAGAAUAAAUCAAGAUAAAUAGCGGGAAGAUUGCACCGAGGAAUUGGAAAUAUACAUUGGCUUUCGAUAUGGUAAUAUUACACGAUGAAGAAUACUAUCAAAGUCGAAUACCACAACCUGACUUAGGACCUCUUAGAAACUUUUUGCGAUUCGUUUGGGAUAAUGAACGAAAAGCGUUUCUUGACAGAACAGCGAAAGAAUGGGGCCAACUGGGAAUGUUUUACUUGUGCUUCUUUUUCAUCUUGGGAUCCAUAUUUGCGAUACAAAUGAAAAUCAGCAUAGACUAUGUUUCUAAACUGGACAGACCAUUUUUCCAAUACUCUGGCUUUUCUUCAAAUUCAUUCCUCGGAGUGAAAGUACGCCAUUACCGUUCUACAUUCGGUAGCCCAGGAAUAGUUUUUAAACCAAACAGCGUGUCAGCUACGUCACCCAUCAUUUCGCUGAAUAAUUCGACUAAUGAUACCGGCCCGGAAAGGUACAUCCGUGCUCUGUCCGAUUUUUUGCAAGAGUAUCGUAACAACAUGUCCAAUUACGAUUUCGACUGCCUUAAUGAACCUUCGAACACCGAUCGCAAGGAAAAACCUUGCUUCUUCGAUGUAGCGUCUCUUGGGAAAUGUAGCAAGCCUCCGUACGGUUAUGCAAAAUACCCCUUGCAGCCUUGUGUUCUCGUUAAAUUCAACAAGCCUCACAUUUGGUUGUCGUGCGACGGAGCGAAUAACGUUGAUAAAGAGCACAUCGGAGAAAUAGAAUACAUUCCACUUCCUGCAUUUCCAGUUCAAUAUUUUCCCUUUACCGGACAACCAGGUUACCUGUCCCCUAUUGUCGCAUUGAAAUUCAAGAAUUUAACGCCGAAUAGAUUAGUAACAGUGGAAUGUUAUUUAUGGGCGUGCAAUAUCAAGCAACGUUCCCGUUAUUCGCUAGAUUUCCAAAUAAUAAUAGGUAAAAACGAAAGAAAAAAAUAUCCACCAACGACAAGAUGUGUAUUUAACGAUAAGUAAAUUUUUCCACAGAGAGUCAUAACUCGUCGUACAAUUACUAAUUGCAAGAGGAAGUAGACAAAAAUUGUUCUGUUAAAAAAAAAAAGAAAAAGGUAUAUUCAGUAAUUCAAUUCAGUAGGAAGAUAAAAGUGAACAAAAGAGUAAAAAAAGUACGUGCAAAAAAGGAUUCCAUUUUUGCUAUU
Messenger RNA from Heterotrigona itama, 1478 nucleotides. The record is from the annotation of a GenBank genome assembly. Lineage: Eukaryota; Metazoa; Arthropoda; Insecta; Hymenoptera; Apidae.